AUGGCAUACAAGACACAACCCAUGAAGAGGAUUUUCCAUAGACGUGGCUCAGAAAAGACAGUCUUUCCACACCUGAAGCCCCUCUCUAUUUAUUCUCGAAUGGUCAUUUCUGAUGCCAUUGAUUCCCUUUCACCCAUUCCAUCAUGGACUACUGGUGAUCCUUUCUGCAACUUUAGAGUUGAGCUGGUUAACACUAGUUCAUCUUCUAUCUGUAAGAGGCAACUGGACGAUUCAUGUCUUGAUGAGACAUAUGAGACUCCUCCGAAAAAACCAUGUCUUGCUAAAUGCUAUUCCCCAGAUUUAGGCUGUGUUUUAGAUUCCUUUGAAACUUCAGAAGAAGUGAAGAAUAGCACUCCAAAGCUGCCGUCAUCCAUAGUACUUAAUAAGGUCAAUAAAAUAGAAAGUAGGACUAAUAGGAUUUUUAAUCAGUCUGACUCUAAAGUAAAACCCGUUCAGAAGUCUGAUUGUAGUGAUGAGACUGGUGGUCGGAGCAGCGUGGCUCUUAAUGAUGCCCGCUUAAUCAGCCCUACAACUGUAGAAAAAAAGGAUGCGACGGAAGUUGGUCCUGCGUUUAGCUUUGACGUUGAUGAAAUAUUGUGUCUGAACUCAUUCGACCAGGAUGGGGCUGGCAGCGACGGCCUGGAGGAUUUCAUUCAGAGCUGUCAGACUUUUCACGAAGAGCAGCAGUCUCGAAGUCGCAGCUUUUGCAAUGAUUCAAAGCACAAUCAUGAUCAAAAUGAAGGACUUUGUUGCAAAAACAAAUGCGACGAGGGUUAUGUUACAAAAUGUUAUAGAAAAGAAUCUCCCCAAAUGUCCAAGGAAACAACUAAUAAUGAUAACACACAUUCGUAUAAAACAGCAGCACUGAAUGACAAAACGCCACCUGUAUCUCAAACUAUACCCCCGCUCAUGUCCACCCCUUUGGCCAGAUUUCAAGUUCUUGUUAAGCAAUCCCCGCUUUUAAAGCCUGUCCUGGGACCAGAAGAGGAGCAAGUCUCACCCAUAUUAAACCACCAGCCUCUAAAAGCCUCUACAGCCCAGACCACAUGCACUUCCUUAAAAUUCAUGCCUAAUACAAAAAUGUUACCCAUAAUUUCCUUUCUGAAUGAUGAAGAGGGUACGCUGAGUGUUGGCACCUCGAUCGACAAGUCGUUAGUGCGCCACAUUCAGCAGCAGGAGACUGGCAGCUCGGUGAAGGAAGAUGUGGUGGAUACGGUGUCAGUCAGUCAGAAGGUGGGCCCACAGUUUCAGGAGACUUCCUAUGAAACAUCAUGUGCAGAAAGCAGCUUUGACACGACAAUGCCCCUUCAUGUCCAGGUGAAGUCAAAGGUGGUUUUGCUCAGCAAGCAGCAACCGGAUGCAUGUUCCAUAACUGCAGUCAAAGCAACAGAACCUCAACAACCAGAGAGGAAAGUCCAGUAUGUGAUCCAAAGGGUGGUCCAUAAAGAAGAUCCCAGACCAUUGGUGUUUGGUAGAGAAGAGGACUGGGAGAGAGAGAAGAGAGUGUAUGUGGACUCGGUGACCAGACACAUGAAAGAUAAUGCAGGGGCAGGAGAUGGUGUGAUGGCUGAACUUUUACACCUCAUGAAUGCUGUAGCCAAUCAGAGGGCACAAAGCGAUGGGAGACAGUGGCAGCACCCAUCAGAUCUCAGCAGCAGAAACUACCAGCUACGCAACAGGGGUCGCCUACUCUCGCUGGACGAAUGGCAGAAUCUGAACAUGUGUAAAUUUCGUCGUUUUGCUAAAGUGCCCCAGAAGUUCAAGCGGAGUCCAGUGCUUUAAACAAGCCCACCUGACCACACAGAACUCAGGCUUUAUUUAGAAAAACUGUACUAACGCCUGGUUAGGAUGCGUCAUCCUGCACUUAAAAGCUUUACUUGUUUUCUUUUCUUUAGUUUGUGUAUUUUAACUGAAAACUGCUGUUUUUGUGUGUAGUGUGUUUUUAAUUAAGCAUUUAAUGUUUGCUGUGAUGACGGUGUGUUCAAGGUUGAUUAAUGUGCAGCAGUUUUAUUUCAAGAACUGACUGAUGGGCGUGGCUGGACAUUUCAUAUCUGGUUUUUGAAAAGCUGAUCCAGCUGCAGUCCUGCAUCCAUUUGGCUUGGCGUUUUCAUUCGGACUGGAUUUUAUAUGUGAGGCCGAUUAUGUCCUACAUUUUUAGUUGUAGCUGUUAUUAAUUACUCAGGAAGGACUGCGUGUCCAGCGGUGACUGCAGCUUUUCAUACCAACCAGACAGGAGCUUCAUGCGUUUUAUCUGUUAGUCAUUGAUACAUCUCUAAACGCUUGUUAGGUUGCUCCUGCUUGGUUUGUAUGAAAUCCUGCAGCUACACCGACUCUUUGGAAGCAAGACGUGACACCCGUCUUAACAUCAGGUCCGGAUUGUGGAUCUGUUUUACUGUUUGUGCUUUGGAUUGAUUGAAUCUGUCUUUUUGUUUGUGUUCAAAUUACUACUUUUUGCAUGUGGCUUUCUUUGUGUUUUACUUUAUAGUGUUGCUUUGUGGAGUUGCUGUGAAGGACUCAUUUUCAUUGUUGGCACAUUUUGUAUCAUCUGUUUAUCAUCAAGGACCAAUACUAUUAAAGCUUUUCAAUUUUC
Molecule: messenger RNA, 2590 nt
Organism: Trichomycterus rosablanca
Lineage: Eukaryota; Metazoa; Chordata; Actinopteri; Siluriformes; Trichomycteridae
Product: S100P-binding protein-like
Exons: 5
Coding region: 1-1782 (593 amino acids)
Molecular function (GO): calcium-dependent protein binding
Source: RefSeq, a predicted model, not a curated record